AUGCCCGACUCCCACAUCCCCAAGGCCGCGCUCUACUACUACCACGGAUCCGUCUGGGCCUCCGUUCCGCUCCUCGCGCUAGAAGAGAAGGGCUACGGCAGCGAUGAGGUCGACUUGAAGGAAGUCGACAUCUCCAAGGGGGAGAACUUCAAGCCUUCUUACCUGCGUCUGAACCCGGAAGGUACCGUGCCUACCCUCGUGGUCCCGCUCCAGAAGACUCUGGCUCCGGAAAUCGAGAGCCGCUACAAGGCCAUCCAGGACACCAAGGCGAUCGUCGAGUUCCUCGACAAGUCCCGGUCCACGCAGUCCCGGACUCAUACCACUUCCUCCGCGCCUUCUCCGGCCCUUGCGCCGGCGACCAUUGCGUUCAGCACCCUCGCGAAUCAAAUCAUCGAGCUCAUUCACAGCACCGCCGCCGACCCGAACGCGCUCUUCUACACGAACGCGCGGUCGGAGGGUGAGCUGAAGGCGCUCGCCAAGGGCCUUCUUCCGUUCCUCCAGGGUCGUCGCGAGACGCUCGUGAAGCUCCUCGCGGACAGCGACAACGGCACACUGAAUGUAUCCGACAAGACCAAGGCGUUCUGGGAGGUCAAGCGCAUUGCUGCGGACAGCUUCAUUGGCGUAUUCGAGGAAGCAGAGAAGGGCGCUGCGGAGUUGUCCGAGGAGAGCCGGCGGAAGCGCGAGGCGUAUUUCCAGUCCGCCACAGCGGGUUGGAAUGGCCUGAAGGACGUGCUCAACACACUCCAUCAGGAACUUAUCGGCCCCUACGCGCUCGGCGACCAGCUGUCUAUUGCGGACCUGCAUAUCGCGGCCUGGCUUGCCCGUAUCGCCUUCCUCGCUGGGGCCAACGCAUCCGACGACGGCAACACGGCAGUGGGCAAGAUUGAGCUCCAUGCCGGUGGUGGGUUCAGCCUGCCCAAGGACUUCUCGGUUGCGGAGGCACGCAGACGAGCAGGGCUCGCGGCGACGAACCUGGACUCGACCGAGCGGCAGAACAAGCUUGCUGCAUUCUGGGAUGUCAUGAAGGAGCGCCCGAGCUGGAAGAAGGUGUACGCGAACGGGCUGCACUGA
This is a messenger RNA of Trametes versicolor FP-101664 SS1, 1071 nucleotides long. RefSeq lists its product as uncharacterized. NCBI's taxonomy places the organism in Eukaryota, Fungi, Basidiomycota, Agaricomycetes, Polyporales, Polyporaceae. Bases 1 to 1071 code for a protein of 356 amino acids. The transcript has 7 exons. The record is from RefSeq and is a predicted model, not a curated record.